AUGGACAUCAUACUCGGCAUCAAGGUCCUGGACGCCACUAUCAUCGCCACAUCGAGAGCUGCCACUCGCGGUAUCUCUGUCUUGAAAGACACGGAUGACAAGACAAGAAGUUUGAAUACUCAUAACUUGAUCGCCUACACUGGAGAAUCAGGAGAUACAGUGCAGUUUGCUGAGUACGUUCAGGCUAACAUUCAAUUAUAUUCUAUGAGAGAGAACGACUUGGAGUUGUCACCUAAGGCCACUGCAUCUUUUGUUCGUAAUCAAUUAGCCACUUCCAUCAGAUCCAGAAAGCCUUACCAAGUCAGUGUGUUAAUUGGAGGAUACGACACGAAAACAAACACUCCGCUGUUGAACUGGAUUGAUUACUUGGGUACCCAGGUUGAAUUACCUUAUGGAGCACAUGGUUACGCUGCCUUCUACUGCACAUCUUUGUUUGAUAGACAUUAUCGCCCUGACAUGAAGUUAGAGGAAGGAUUGGAGUUGUUGAAGAUGAGCUUGAAGGAGUUAGAAAAAAGAAUGCCCAUCGACUUUAAGGGAGUUUACGUGAAGGUAGUUGAUAAGGACGGUGUGAGAGAACUUGACCUAUAG
Sungouiella intermedia is the source of this 588-nucleotide messenger RNA. The record is from the annotation of a GenBank genome assembly. NCBI's taxonomy places the organism in Eukaryota, Fungi, Ascomycota, Pichiomycetes, Serinales, Metschnikowiaceae.